This is a messenger RNA of Syngnathoides biaculeatus (alligator pipefish), 2763 nucleotides long. RefSeq names its product major facilitator superfamily domain-containing protein 12-like. The transcript is spliced from 9 exons. Gene Ontology annotation, molecular function: symporter activity. Gene Ontology annotation, biological process: carbohydrate transport. Lineage: Eukaryota; Metazoa; Chordata; Actinopteri; Syngnathiformes; Syngnathidae. The coding region runs from base 877 to 2277 and encodes 466 amino acids. Gene Ontology annotation, cellular component: membrane. The record is from RefSeq and is a predicted model, not a curated record.
AAAGCUCGCUUUUUAAAAGUUAGUUUUACUUGUCACUUUUUUAACCUAUGAACGGAUUUUCAUGUGAUCAGGAUGACAUGCAUGCUUUUGCUCAAACGUUGGGUUGCACGAUGGACUUCAUUUCCCACAAUGCAACCGGAUGUCAUCAUUGGAAACACUUAGGUUGCAAUUUUUUUUUUGGGGGGGGGCGCACAAUUGUUUUCGACAAACAUUCACGAAGAUUUUGCCUUUCUCGGCUGUGAUAUGUUCUCAGCCGCCUCUCGCUCGAGAUGAGGGCAACGUGUCUGGCUACGACGUUAGGAUGCAAAUGGGGAAGUGGAACCGCGACACGCGUGUCAAGAAAAGACACGAAAACGGAAGUUAGGAGCCAGUUGUGAGACUUAAGUACCAAGUUUCAUCAGGUGUUUUGUAAGCAGCAGUUGUCUUCCGUGCUUUGUUUGGAAAAGAAAGGAAGUACAUUUAGUCACGAGUGAAGCACUCGUAAUCGUAUCUUUGCAUUGCCUUCAGGCGUUUAAAAGUGACUUGCUCGAGAAAUCAUUUCCAUAUCAAGGAGGAGGAUCGAAAUUUAACAUUGACCCCAGAGCUCCUCUUUUAUGAUGGAGCACUGAGGUCGCUCUUUCUCUUUUUUUUUUCCACAAGGGGUUUCAUUAAAAGUUACCUCGGAUUAGAUCAGCGGGUUGGGGACCCACUGUGUCAUAAUCCUUCACGGUGAAUUAAUGAUAUGCUUAAUGCAGCAGAUUUCGCGAAAGCUUUGCAAGUGGGGCUGUACAGGUUUUUUUUUUUUCUUCUUUUUUGUAACUGCCGUGCGUGUAAAUACAACAAGGACAGAUCUCUAAAUUGUAAAUAAAGACACUUGAAUCACCAGUCCAAGGCAUCAUGGAGCCGUGUGUCUCAGUCGAGAGCGAAAGGACCCUGCCAGUCUGCCGGCGUCUGUGUUACGCCGUCGGGCAUUUUCUCAAUGACUUGUGCGCCUCGAUGUGGUUCACCUAUCUGCUGGUCUACCUCCACUCGGUCUUGGGUCUCCGGAGCACCUUUGCCGGCGUGCUGCUGCUCAUCGGCCAGGUAGCAGACGGGGUGUGCACUCCUCUCAUCGGGUACGAAUCCGAUCGAUCUCCCGGCAGGACGUACGGCAAGAGAAAAAGCUGGCAUUUGUUGGGAACCAUCUGUGUUAUCGCAUCGUUCGCCUUCAUCUUCAACCCCUGCCUGGCCUGCUCGGCAAGCACUCCCCAAUGGGCCAAGAUCAUCUACUUCGCCCCCUUCAUCGUCAUCUUCCAGUUUGGAUGGGCGGCCACUCAGAUUUCGCACCUCUCCCUCAUUCCAGAGCUGGUGUCCAGUGAGAGCGGCAAGGUGGAGCUCACUGCGUACAGGUAUGCCUUCACUGUGGUUGCCAACAUCACGGUGUUCACUGUGGCCUGGCUGCUUUUUCACUUCCUGGCUCUAGACGACAUGACGGACAACCUGGGCCAGGCGGACAUUCCUCUGUUUAGGAUGCUGGCUCUCAUUAUACUUGGUGUUGGAGCAGUGUUCUCGCUCAUAUUCCACAUCGGCACAAAGGAGAAGUCGGGAGAGGAUCCGCUGCUCAGACCUUCCUCUGCAGAGGAAGCGUUGUCCUCUCGAGGGUUGCAAUGGAAACACUGGCUUAAAGAGCCUUCUUUUUACCAGGUGGCCUUCGUCUACAUGUGCACCAGACUGAUCGUUAACCUGUCCCAGUCGUACAUCUCUGUUUACCUCACCAACUCCCUGUUGCUGCCAAAGAACUUCAUUGCCAUCAUACCACUUGUGAUGUAUGUCAGCGGUUUCGUGAGCUCGCUGGUCAUGAAGCCAAUCAGCAAGCUUGUAGGCAUCAGUAUGAUGUAUUUUGCUGGUCUGUUGCUGGUGAUCAGCUUUGCCCUCUGGGUGAUUUUUGACAAGAACAUGGGAGCUGAAAGCAUCUAUGGUGCGGCUGUACUGCUGGGAGCCGGCUCAGCGAUCAUCUUGGUCAUGUCUCUCUCUAUGACCGCCAAACUCAUCGGGGAGGAGACACAAAGUGGGGCCUUUGUUUAUGGUUCAAUGAGCUUCACGGACAAGGUGGCCAAUGGCGUGGGUGUCAUCAUCAUCCAGAGCAUCAGACCGUGCAGCACAGAGACAUGCUGCCCGGCAUGUGUUUGGUUUUAUCGUGACGUCAUGGCAGCAGUGACAGGAGGCGUGGCGUUGGCAGCAGCCGUUGGCCUCUUGACAAUUCUCAUCUGGCCACUCAAGACUAGAAAAAUGAAUGAUGGAUUAUUAGUAUCAUCCUAAAUACUGCAUUGAGAUCGUGAAAAGGAAAAAAUCCAAUUGAUGUUCAUUGUAUGUGUGACAUCAUUAUGGGUCUCUUUUCAUACUUAAUAUGUGCGCACAAUUCCCUUUGCUUUGUUUUUUGUUGAUACAUCAGGUCAAACCCCAAUCUAAUGGAUAGAAAAAGCCUUGUUUUUGUUGUUGACUCACGAACAUACUAAUGAUGACACUGUAACACUAAAACUUAAUGUUAAAGCCACAACACUAAGGGUCACACUUUUUCAUUAUCAACAUUUAUAUUACACUGCUUUUUUUCCAUUAUAUUUACUUUUAGCACUUUUUUUGUGUUUACUGAAAGGCAGAAACAUGAAACAUGAUUCUACUGCCUUAUGAGGUGUGAUUAUUCAUUUUAAAUUAAGUCAAAUCAAAGUCCCUUAAUAAGAAGGUAAACACAGAAACCGAAUGAAUGAGCUGAAAAUUAAAAAAUAAAAAAAGUACAAUACCUCAGUG